AUGAGCUCUUUGCCUUCUCUGGUGGAGGAACGCCAAGCAUUUUUAACUCAGCUUAGUGGCAUGCCGUGCACAGACACAGCUGUUUUUGCUACUCAGCAUUCUGCUGACAAAGUCGCGCACAGAAACGAAACGGGUGGCUUGCGUCAUAAGCGUCCCUGUGCAAGGCGACAGCAGCUUCCCCAGCCACAUCCUCAGUCGGUCAGUGAUUAUUAUCGCCUGAAUGGAAGUUAUCCCGGUGGAAUGGGAAGUAUGCAGCAGGAAUUCGCCCAAAUGGACGUUGGGAGACAGCAGAUGCGAUACAUUGAUUUGAUGCAAGAAAGGGAUUUGAUGAAGUACGGAACGAAUGAUGGCGAACAGAUUACACUCCCCCCAUCUGUGUGUAAUCCUGAUGCGCGUUGCAGCCCAAGGUGGCGAACAUUCUUCCUAAUUUAUAAUUUUAUAAUCAAAAUCCUGGCCUAA
Messenger RNA from Gongylonema pulchrum, 459 nucleotides. The record is from the annotation of a GenBank genome assembly. NCBI's taxonomy places the organism in Eukaryota, Metazoa, Nematoda, Chromadorea, Rhabditida, Gongylonematidae.